GCGGCGGCGGCUCCUCGGGCGGCUGCACGAGCGGAGGAUGCGGCGAGUCCUGCGGGCGGGGCUCGCGCUGCUGCUGGAAGUGGGGGUGCGCGCGCUGCUGCUGGGGCUCUUUUUGUUCACUGAACUUCUGCCUCCAUUCCAGCGAGUCAUACAGCCUGAAGAAAUGUGGCUCUAUAAAAACCCCUACAUAGAGUCUGACCACGUACCGGCCAAACCCAUGUUUGUCAUUUCCUUUUUGUCUCCCCUGGUCUUGAUUCUCCUAGCCAAAUUCUUCAUGAACGCCGACCAAGAAGAUACACGGGAAGCAUGUUUAGCUGCCAGUCUGGCUCUUACACUAAAUGGCGUCUUCACAAAUGCUGUAAAGCUGGCCGUGGGCAGGCCUCGCCCCGAUUUCUUCUACCGCUGCUUUCCAGACGGACGGGAAACCCUUCAGCUGCUGUGCACGGGCGACGCGCAAGUCGUGACCGAAGGGCGCAAGAGCUUCCCCAGCGGGCAUUCCUCCUUUGCCUUUGCUGGCCUUGCCUUUGGCUCCUUCUACAUAGCAGGAAAGCUCCACUGCUUUGCGCCCGGCGGGCGUGGGCAGUCCUGGCGUCUUUGUGCCUUCUUAGCGCCCCUCUUCGUUGCAAUGCUCAUCGCUUUGUCCCGUACCUGUGAUUAUAAGCAUCAUUGGCAAGAUGUGCUGGUAGGUUCAGGAAUGGGCUUUGUAUUUGCAUACCUGUGCUACAGACAGCAUUACCCGCCUCUGACCGACCCGGAGUGUCAUCAGCCACUGCAGCGCAAGUCAAAGUUCUCUGCUCCGGAGAGGCAAAAAUUGACACUCUCUGGCUUCAGCCUAGAUGUAUAAAGACCUAGAGGAUCCUCCCCCCACCCACCCCUUCACGCCCUGGGACAUGGAAGAGAAGGGAGGGCAAAGCCAUCCAUGAUGUGCCUGGAAGGAAAAAGAGCACCCUCAUUAAAGAAGCCACAGCCCGGUUGAAGCUCUGGGCAAAUGCUUCGUCCCUCUUCCUCACGAGUCUUUUGGCAGGGAAAGGCGCUUUGCAUUUUGCUUGCGUGCCGCCUGCUAGAAGGUUUGUCUGCUCUCUCGUCCCAGGCAACAGGAUUUUAGGAUUUGGGGUGAUCUUUUGUAGCCAGCCUGUUUACAGUCUGACACACGGUUUUAAAAAUAUAUAUAUCGUAGAAUCUCAAUGGACCCAUUAUAGCAAGCUAGUCCAGUCCCUUUGCUACCAAGGUAAGGUUAUUGAACCUGCAGCUCACCUCCCCACAGAUCAACAUAAGGCAGCCCCGGCUAGCGGGCUACAGAAAAAUGGAUCUGCAGAGCAAGCACUCUAGAAAACCUAGCCACACAAGAAAGGGGGGUUACCCAGUGUUGUAACAACUUAGUCAUCAUAUGCGUUUAGGAUGUAGGGCACAGUACCUGCUCUGAGUUUUCUGCAAAUCCAACUACCUCCUAUCUCCUUCCCUCCCCUGCCUCACACAUAUACAGGUAGCUGCUAUUUACAUUCACAUGUUUCCAUGCGGGAGUCCUGUAGCUUCAUAAAGCUUAUUAUGGAAUAAGCGUUUGUAGCCAGACCUUACUUACUCAGUGUUACUCUCCCCGUUUGUGUGUGUUUCUCUCAUUUAGAUAAAUAGAUAUGAGAGCCUGCAAUCUUAAGCAGGUCUACUCAGAAGUAAGUCCCACUGCAUUGACUAGGACGUCUCUUUAGUGAGUAGGUUUAGGAUUACAGCCAGAGUAGGCAGAGAAAUUGUAAACAGUAGGGCAGGGGAAUGUUUUAGAUGAAGGUCAUAAUCCCUGACCGAUGGCUUGCUGGCUGGGGCAUAUAGGAGUUGUAGUCCAAAAUAUCUGAAGGGCACUAGUUUGCCUACCCCUGCCAUAGGGUAACGUGUCAUGCGUCUGAUGAAGACGACUCUGCGAAUGCUUCUGCCGUAGCAAAUCCAUUUGCCUUUUCAAUGCCACGAGGCUCUGCAACAGACUUAACACCACUUAUCCGUGUGGUACGCGCAAGUCUGUGAUCCCUUUGGCUGCCUCCGAAAGCCGACCCUGUGUUGGAUGAACAAGGCCCUUCUUGGAUGAAAUCAGCACUGUGCGCAUCCCAUUGGAGCAUCACACAUUGAUGUAGGCUGCAACCAUGGAAAGUGAAGGUGGCAAUGGAGUCCUUAGAGCGAUGAAGAAAAGUUUAUAGGCAUCAUCUGUUGCACUCUCAAACAACCAGAAAGUUGAUGGACAGGGCUUCAGUCUGCUCCUUACUGUAGGCCGUGGCUUUUCGUUCUUCUGCACUUGCUUCCUUAAUUUUCCACACUUUCGCAUCUUUCUUUUUCUUGAUGCUUUGCCCUGGAAAAUCUAAACUCUGAAAACAUGAGUCUUGGCAGUGUGUACGAUAUAGAAUCUGGGUGAUUUCUUUUCCAGGUCAAACAUACAGCAUUUUGUAGAGCCAGUCCUGCUCUUAAUUAUGCGUAUGCAGAAAAUAUGGCUGUAGCAUCAAGUCUAAUCCUGUGAUAUACUGUACUUUAUGGCAACAAAGCCAUGUCAUAUCUCAAUUAACAUUUUGUCAUCUUCUUAGUCCUCAGGAUUGGAAGGAAUGGAAUCCAAGGAUCUAUUUCAGCAGGUUUUGCGGAGAAGUUGCUAGCCACCCCCCCCCCCCCCCGCCCAUGAAAUUCACUAUCCUUCCCAGCAACACAUACUUGCUUGCCAUUUGUAGCAUAAAAGGGUGGGGGAAGACCAAUUUCUAUAAAUAUUCCUUACCUGUUCCUCAUUUUUUAAAAAGAAUUCUGUGCCUAAUUUAAAACUCAUAUUUUGCCUCCCAGUCUCCUUCAAGUCUCUGUCCUGUGAGCACAAAGAAAUCUCACACACAGCUGCAUGUAUACAUCAGGAGCAGUAGACUGGGGCAUCAACCCAACAGUGGCAUUGGCAAAAGGACUAGAACAGGGUAUCUCAAGAAUACUUGCUCAAAGCAGGCAGCCAAGGGAAGAGGCAAAAAACAGGCAGGAGGUCUAGGCGCUCACAAAUGAUUUCUGCCUUGCUGCAACUGCCAAUUAACAAAGCACUUUAGGUGGCUGCUGCACUAAAGCUUCUGCUGCUGGAAGGAAUGACCCUCUGCCUGUCUGCUGCAAAAUCCCACUCUAGGAACUUGUGUGUCCUCCCUGGGCAGGUGGCCUGCUGCCCACCUGCCCCUUUUUGGAAACUACUGGCCUAGAGGCCGCUGUUAUUCCCAAUAGGCAAUCCGCUGCGUAAAAGCCUACUUUGCAUGUGCAUGUAACCAUUUUAUUGAAGCUCGCUCUGGUCCUCGGAGUUUGGGAGGAGUUGUAUAUAAAGCUAUAGACCGAACCUUUCCGACCCCUACUCUCUCGGUCCAGGAGCUCUCUCUGCUCUGCUCUUCCACAAGCUUUCAAGAGAUCAUGUCAGUCUGGCUGAGCCUUCAUGCAAGCACUCCGCGCAUUGUGCCCAUGAGACGAGACAGCUUCUUCCAUUGGUUUGUUCCUGCGCUGGGAUUCCGUUUUUGUUAGCGCUUGGGGAAUUUGCACUCUUGGGCAGAGUUUGCGCUCUUUGCAUAAACCUGACGACGGAGGGUGGCGACUUGGUCACAGCCAAGUUGAACCAGGUUAAUCUUAAACCUGGAGAGGCUUUUUAAGUGGGCAAUCUCCUUUUGAGGAACUUCAGAGGGAAAAUCUGGGCUGCAUGGCAGGGACGCUAGCAUCAAAGGCAGCCUCUCUCCAAAGGUAGCUUUUUAGUAGGGAACUCUUUAUGUUCAUGCUACCAUAGAAGGGGUGUAGGGAGAUAACCAGCAGAAGGCUUCCUUCGCCCCCUACAGAAGGCAAUCCAGAAGUAGGGUUUGCCUUGCUGCUCUUUCUGCAUCAUACCAAAGGCCAGCUUACAAAUCUGUAUUAUUUGUUAUCAUCAAAACAAGAUGGGUCUUCACAUGCAGCUGAAUAAGAACAGCAAAAGACCGUCCUGCUUUGACUGUGGCAGACUCAGACUAUAGCAGGGAUGGGCAAUUUUAGUCGGCCUGGAGGCCACUUUCAGCCUCCCGGACCCUCCUCCUGUUGCUGAAUCACUAAUGCCAAAUUCAGCACUGGAGGCAAAAAGCUGGUAGUUUACCACUGCUAUGGAGGGGUAAACCAAUCAAAUUUAACUUGUUUCCAUGCUCAGUGUGACCUCUUAUCCUUCUGUAGCCGUUUGCUGCCGGGGUGGGUGGGUUGCCACCACAAAUUUUAGUGGCAGAGCAGGGGGGCACACACAGUUUGCGUGUUGCUAACCUGACCUAUAGCUUCCCGAAACAUUUUACUCGUCUUGUCCUGGAAUAAAAUGUUUGGGGAAGCUGCAAGCAAUGCCAAGCAUGCUUUUUUGUUAGGGUUGACAACGAUUGCUGUUUGAGAUGGUGUAAUAGCGCCCGGAAAUGUGUGCAUUGUUCAGAUCGGCGGAUCUGGUUGCUGUAUGUUUUUCUGCCCCUAUGGAUGAUUACAGUUGUAGCUGCUUUUGUCAUAAGGAAACAUGAUCUGCCAACUUGGCUCUACGGAUUGAGAAAACAGUGCAAGGCAAUACUUCUGUGCCAAACGGCUAACUAACAUGCAUAGUGUAGGUAGUGCAUUAGUGUUCAGGUACCCAAUGCUGGGUCCUGAUCCAAUGAAGGAAAGAAAGGUAAGCAAGCAGGGAGCAUGAAGAAAGACAUACAUAGUAAAAUAAUAUAUAUACAGUAUUUUAAAAAUAAGAGUAAGUCCUAUACAGCAAGUUGGGGUGAAAGUAUAGUCCCCAGGACUGAAAAUGCUGAGGACAUGGCAAAGAAAAAAAGAAAAUGUCUCUCUCUGAUGGUGUUUUAGAAAGGAUAAAUAAUAUAAUGAAGUAUUGCUGGAUCAGCCUUAUGGUUCCAAACCGUUAGCCAUGAAGUUUAUUGGGUGCCCUUGGGCCUGUCACUAUCAGCCUAGCCUAAAUCACAGGGUUGUUCAGUGGAUAAAAUGGGCAGGGACCAUGCAUAUUACCCUGAGCUCCUUGGAGGAAGGUUGGAAUAAAAACCUUAAUAAAUGGGGAACAAAUGAAGUGAAAGAGUGGCCGAUUAGGUAUCCCCAGAACACUGAAGGCAGAUUAUGAUGGUGACAGUAUUCCUAUAUUGUUUACAUGCCUGGCAAUUAAAAGUUUGCUGCCAGAGAUCCCAUUCUGCUAUUACAGUCACAUAGCUAUCAUUUCAGGCAUUGGAAACCUUUAGACCAGCUCAUGUUGUGCCUGCUUUUAGGAAUGGGUUACUCUAAACCAGCCUUUCUCAACCUGGGGCGCUC
Molecule: messenger RNA, 5265 nt
Organism: Elgaria multicarinata webbii
Lineage: Eukaryota; Metazoa; Chordata; Lepidosauria; Squamata; Anguidae
Gene: PLPP5
Product: phospholipid phosphatase 5
Exons: 7
Coding region: 38-844 (268 amino acids)
Biological process (GO): phospholipid metabolic process; phospholipid dephosphorylation
Molecular function (GO): phosphatidate phosphatase activity
Source: RefSeq, a predicted model, not a curated record